Messenger RNA from Mirounga angustirostris (Northern elephant seal), 5474 nucleotides. RefSeq names its product StAR related lipid transfer domain containing 6 (gene STARD6). The coding region runs from base 488 to 1135 and encodes 215 amino acids. The transcript is spliced from 9 exons. Gene Ontology annotation, molecular function: lipid binding. The record is from RefSeq and is a predicted model, not a curated record. Lineage: Eukaryota; Metazoa; Chordata; Mammalia; Carnivora; Phocidae.
CUUUCCCCACCCCACGCGUCGGGGUUCAACCCUUCCGCCCUUACCUGGGAAACACCCCCUUCGGGAUUGCAGCAGCCCCGGCGGUAACAGACCCAGGCUUCAGUGAGGGAAGAAUGGCAGCGACCCAGCACGGAUCUGGGGACCCAGUCAGGCAGCCCAGAAAGAGGGAGAUUAUCCAAACCGAUGUAAAGACCCACUAACAACAUGUGUGACUCUGUCUACGAGGCUGGGACAGGAUAUGAGGUGCGAAGAAUCCAGUUGCAACCAAGUGGUGUAUCAAAAAAAGAUGCCAUCUCAAUAUUGGUUUAUGUUUAUUUUCCACUGACCCUCUGGGUGAAGAUAUCCUAGACCAUUACUCUACCUGAAUAUGUUCCAGGUCAUCCGAUGUUACAUCACCAGGUUAAGAGAUAUGGAGAUCUCCACAAGGAUUUGGAGAAGAGUCCCAAUAAUUAUUAAAAUUCUGGACUAGAUCUAUUAGGAAAGGUAGAUGGACUAUAAGGCACUUGCCCAAGAAACUGCUCAAGAAGUUUUAGAAUACAGUCAAGAUACAUCAGGCUGGAAAGUGGUUAAGACUUCAAAAAAGAUAACUGUUUCCAGCAAGGCUUCUAAAAAAUUCCAUGGAAAUCUAUAUCGUGUUGAAGGAAUAAUUCCAGAAUCAAUAACUAAACUGUCUGAUUUCCUCUACAAACCUGAAAACAGAGUUGCAUGGGAUAAAUCAUUGAAAGUGUAUAAUAUGGUACACAAGAUUGAUUUGGACACAUUCAUAUGUCAUACCAUUACACAAAGUUUUGCCAUGGGCUCAAUUUCCCCCCGAGACUUUAUCGACUUAGUGUACCUCAAGCACUACGAAGGGAAUAUGGAUAUUAUCAGUUCUAACAGUGUGGAUUUUCCAGCAUAUCCUGCAUCUUCAAAUUAUAUCCGUGGUUAUAACCAUGCUUAUGACUGUAUAUGUUCUCUGCAAGAGAACCCAGCACAUUCCAAACUAGUGAUGUUUAUCCAGACAGAAAUGAGAGGAAAAUUCUCCCCAUCAGUAAUUGAAGCAACCAUGCCUUCCAACUUAGUAAGCUUCGUCCUCAGUGCCAAGGAUGGAAUAAAGACACUCAGAGCUCCAGUAGGAUGUGGGUACCAUUCAUAGCAGUCACUCAUCAUUCCUAAAGAAGUGAGCCGUAGAAAAGCAUGUGUGGCAGUUACUGCAGUUUACUUCCAAGUCAGUAUGCAUAAACACUGUUAAACUAUUCUAGACCGUAUCCUUGUACAAAUUACUGAAGGCAUUCUGUGGAAAUAAGAACUCCUAGUUGUACAAGAGAACAGCAUUAAAUAUAGUUUUUAAUCAUAUAAGAAUGAUGUUAAUAACAAGUGUUCUUAAUGCACUUUUAUCUGUUGCUUUUUUUCCCCUGGAAAAUACUCUGCAAAAGGAUCAGUAAGAAAACAUACACAGUCAGAGGUCAGCACUAAUUAAAAAUUAAAAUAUAUUUUUAAUUGUUUUUUCUUUGCUUACUGCUUAAAUUGAUCAUUUACAAAUAAAAAGAUCAUUUUAUGAUCUUCUCAUAAAAAUUGAGAAGAAUUCCAAUAGAAUGUAUGAAGAAUGGUAUCUAAAAUUUAAAAUUGAAUGAAUCAUGAAUCAGUUUCUGGUUCUGGCCAAGCUGUAGUAACCCAUUCCUCCCAAAUCCUUCCUCUUAAAACUAAAAGACUCUGCAUAGAAGCAUAUGAAGAUUCAAGCAUGUGUAAAAAGAAGGCGGCAAACUGCCUAGUGACCUUAGGACUUGAGGAAUGACAUAGCAGUCAUUGUCGGGGUCUCCUUGUUGCCUUCCAUAUAUUCCAAACAGGAACCUGGAACCACCACCUGGCAGGAACAACAACAAAAGCUUCUUCCUCAUAGCUCUAGAAGUAGCUAUGAACAAAAGGGUGGCCUAAUGGAACAAAAUCUACAGCAGCCAAACAUCAACCUAAAAACUGUGCCCACUCACUCUUUGGUUUCAGUGGGGCAAAGUAGAGAGAUGAUCUUACACUCCACCUUGCUUCCAUCCCACAGAAGCAGGUGGUGGUGCUCUGACAGAGUUGAGCAGAAGUAGCACUAUGACUGCCCUUCCAGGUGGUAUAGGCUGACUAACCUGGGGGCUGAUUUUCCAUCUUCCACCCAGCAAAAGCAGGUAGUGGUCCUCUGAUAUCCCUCCUGGGGUAGUGUCAGUUGGGGUCCUGUGUCCCCCACUUAGCAACAACAAGACUUAGCCAGCUAGUGCAAAGAAGUGUGGGUCACUAUUCACUGCCCUGCCCCGAACCCCAGUGUCACCAAGGCCCAGCAGGAUGCUGCACCUCCAUGCCCACCCAAUGCAUUCCAGUGGUUUCCCCUCUGUAGUGUGUUGAACGAUGACCUCCAAAAGAUAUGUCCUUGUCAAAUCCCUGGAACCUUAAAUGUGACCUUCUUUGGAAAAAUGAUCUUUUCAGGUAUAAUUAAGGACCUCAGAAUGAGAUCAUCCUGGAUUAUUUGAGUGGGUCCUAAAUCAAACCUAAUCAUUAAGUGUUCUUAUGAGAGAUGUACAAAAGGGAGACACAGUGGAGGAGGCAGAAGAGAGUCAAAGAUUGGAGCUUUGCAACCACAAGCCAAUGAACACUUAGAGCCACCAGAAGCUGGAAGAGGCAAGGAAGAUUCUCCCCAAAGCCUUCAGAGUAGGCUGCUGACACUUUGAUUUUAGACUUCUGGUCCCAGACUAUGAGAGAAUAAAUUUCUGGGUUUUUUAAGCCACCAAAUUUAUGGUAAUUUGUUACAGUAGCCAAUGACUUUAGUCAAAAUUAAAAAUGUAUACUCUAGGAAGGACCCUGUGAAGAAAAUAAAAAGAUAGGCCACAGCCUGGAACAAAAUAUUUGCAAGAUAUUUCUGUCAAGGACUUGUAUCUAGAAUAUGUAAAGAACUUUGAAAACUCAAACUCAACAGUAUUAAAAAAUCCUAUUAGAGGGGCACCUGGGUGGCUUAGUCGGUUAAGUGCUUGACUCUUGAUUUCAGCUUAGGUCAUGAUCUCAGGAUCAUGAGUUCGAGCCCCCCAUUGGGCUCCAUGCUCAGCAGGGAGUUGGCUUGAGAUUCUCUCUUUCCCCCUCUCUGGCCUCCUCUAUCUCUAAAAUAAAUACAUCUUUUAAAAAAAAUCCUAUUAGAAAAUGGACAAAAGACAUUUCAGUGAAGAGUAUAUGUAGACGGCAAGUUCACAAAAUGACAUUCAACAUCACUGGCCACUAGGUAAAUGCAAAUAAUAACCACAUUGAGUUAUCAGUACACACUUGUCAGAAUGGAUAAAAUUUAAAAAAACAUAGGGAUUAUGUCAAGUGUUAUUAGUGAGGAUGUAGAGAAACUGGAUCACUAAUACAUUGCAGGUGGAAAUGUAAAAUGGUACAGCUACGCUGAAAAAGACUAUGGCAGUGUCUUACAAAAUGAAACAUUGCAUUUACUAUGCAACCCAACAAUUGCACACUUUAUCCCAAGAAAUGCAAAUGUUCAUAUAAACACCUGUACACGGGGCGCCUGGGUGGCUCAGUCGUUAAGCGUCUGCCUUCUGCUCAGGUCAUGAUUCCAGGUCCUGGGAUCGAGCCCCGCAUCGGGCUCCCUGCUCCGCAGGAGGUCUGCUUCUCCGUCUCCCACUCCCCCUGCUUGUGUUCCCUCUCUCGCUGUGUCUCUCUCUCUGUCAAAUAAAUAAAUAAAAUCUUAAAAAACAAAAAAACAAAAAAACCUGUACACAAGGGCACCUGGUGGCUCAGUCGGUUAAGUGUCUGAUUCUUGACUUCGGAUCAGGUCAUGGUCUCGGGGCUCUGAGAUUGAGCCCCGUGUUGGGCUCCGUGUUGGGCAUGGAACCUGCUUGAGAUUCUCUCUCCCUCUCCCUCUGCCCCUCCCCCAUCAGCUCUCGCUCUCUCUCAAAACAACAACAACAAAAAACCUGUACACAAAGAUUCACAGCAGUUUUAUUAUAAAUAGCCCCAAACAGGCAAAAACUCACAUAUCCGUUAACGGGUAAACAAACUGUACUAAUCCAUACAUGAAAUACUACUAAGCAAUACAAAGGAACAAUCUAUUGAUACAAUUUAGAUGGUCUCAAGGGAAUAUUGCUGAGUGAAAAACGCCAAUCUCAAAAGGUUAAAUAGUAUAUUAUUCCAUUUAUGGCAUUCUUGAACUGACAAAAUGAUGGAUAUGGACAACAGAACUAGAGGUUUGCUGGGAUCAAGGAGGUGGGGCCAAAUAGGGAGGCGAUUGUGGUUUUGGAAGGGUAGCAGGAGGGAUCCUUGUGAUAAACCUGUGUGACUGUGAUGAUGGUCAUAUGAAUCUACAUAUGAUAAAACUGCUCAGAAUUGAACACACACACACAUGCACAUACACAUAAAUGCGUGCAUGUAAAACUGGAGAUAUCUGAUUAAAAUCAGUGGAUUGUUCCAAUGUGGAUUUCCUGAUUGUGAUAUUAUACUACAUUUAUGCAAGAUACUACCAUCGGGGGAAACUGGGUGAAGGAAAUAUGGCAUCUCUCUGCAUUAAUUUUUUUACAACUACAUGCAAAAACACAAUUAUCUCAAAAAAAGAUAGAAAAAAAUUUAAAAACCUAUCCAACCCUCCCAAAUUGAAUGAAUCAUAAAAUUAUAAACUAUAAGGCUAUCUCAGAGUCAAUAUCAUGUGUUUUUAAAAAUUUUAUUUUUAACCUAUCACAGAUCUCAUUUUUUUACCAAUAUAGUUGAUGUGUUUACAUUAGAAGUACUUGUUUAACAGUCUUUACAAGCAAUUCCUCCACUCAAGAGUUUCUAAUCUGGUUGUAUGGAAUGAUUGUUAAGGAGAUACCUAACCCCAUCAAAAAGUCUGCUUUUGUUUAUAAAUAUUAUAUACCAAAUCUCAAAUAUAUAGAGAGGUACACACCUUUUUGGGAGUUGUCGCUUGAACAGCUUCUGAUGUUUCACAGAAAAUUAUGUCAAAAUUCAAGUGUAAGAAGAUGCAGAAGUACCAUUCUCAUGAAGAAUGAUUAAAUUUUUCAUAGCAAAGUAACUAACUCCUCUAAUAAUCACCUUCUAGAUGCAGAAGUUCCUCUACUAGCCUCCUUUGUGUGAGAAAGGAUGCAUGGAAACCUGGUCGGGAGGGGGACGGGAGGGCAUAGUGGGAAAGAUGCUGGGAAGUAUGGAGAAAACCACUGUGAUGUUGAAGAGCAGCUUGACUAAAGGAAGUCUCUGACUUCUGUCCCCAACUCCUUGGAUGCUGGUCUCCCUAAAACUCUGCAAAUUCUGAGUAUUUUUCCUUUUCUAACAAAAUUUUCAAAAGACAUAAUGAAAGAUGCAAUUAUACUAUGAUUUAGAAUGUACCUUAUUUUGUGAAUAUGCCACUUCUACUAUUUUCCAAUUUAGACUGUACUUUCAGAAGAAUGUGAGCCUUUUAGCCACAAACACACAAAUCACAAAAUUACACAUUUUAAUACAGUACAUUUUUCCAAGAAAGACAAAUGAUUUUUGAAACUGUU